CUUGGUUCAUCGAGUGGAAAGUGUCGCUGUGCAGAAACCAGCUAACACGCUCAGCAGGAGAUCUGUCAGUCCGAAUAAAAAGUGUCUCUGAGACACAGGAGCUUCUCUGGAGUCAUCGGGGCUACAAAACCUCUUAAUAUGACCGAGCUCAGGCACCGUGGAGCCGAAGCACCGAUACAAACACAGCCGUCAGAGGACAAGGGUUCAGACAGCGAGCUGAGGUUCGAGAAAGAUGGAGCGUCAGAUGGAGAGUCGAAGGUGCCGGCCCCUGCUGAUGACACCCCAGAGGUUUUAAACAAGGCCCUCUCUGGACUCUCCUCAAGAUGGAGGAACUGGUGGGUCCGAGGCAUCCUCACGCUAGCCAUGAUCUCCUUCUUCUUCCUCAUCAUCUACCUGGGCCCCAUAGUGCUUAUGAUGAUUGUCCUCUUUGUUCAGAUAAAGUGCUUCCAGGAAAUCAUCACCAUUGGCUACAGUGUGUACCACUCCUACCACCUGCCCUGGUUCAGGACGUUGAGCUGGUACUUCCUGCUGUGUGUCAACUACUUCUUCUAUGGUGAAACCGUGACGGACUGCUUCUUCACUCUGGUGCAAAGAGAGGAGCCGCUUCGCAUCCUCAGCAAAUAUCACAGAUUUAUCUCCUUUGCCCUCUACCUCACAGGUUUCUGCAUGUUUGUGCUGAGCUUGGUGAAGAAGCACUACCGCCUGCAGUUCUACAUGUUUGGUUGGACUCAUGUGACUCUGCUGAUCGUGGUGACUCAGUCUCACUUCAUCAUUCACAACCUGUUUGAGGGGAUGAUCUGGUUCAUUGUGCCAAUUUCCUGUGUGAUCUGUAACGACAUUAUGGCCUACAUGUUUGGUUUCUUCUUCGGGCGCACCCCUCUCAUCAAGCUUUCACCUAAGAAGACAUGGGAGGGAUUCAUCGGUGGAUUGUUCUCCACCAUAGUGUUCGGCAUCAUGCUCUCCUACGUGAUGUCCGGCUGGCGUUACUUCGUCUGCCCGGUGGAGUUCAACAACGACUCCAACCGGUUCCAGGUAGACUGCGAGCCGUCGGAGCUUUUCCAGCUGCAGGACUACACCCUGCCCUCCUUCCUGGAGUCCUUCACCGGAUGGACCACGGUGCGUCUGUAUCCGUUCCAGAUCCACAGCAUCGCCCUCUCCUCCUUCGCCUCCAUCAUGGGACCCUUCGGAGGAUUCUUCGCCAGCGGCUUCAAGAGAGCCUUCAAGAUCAAAGAUUUUGCCAACACGAUCCCGGGUCACGGUGGCAUUAUGGACCGGUUCGACUGCCAGUACCUCAUGGCAACAUUUGUUAACGUCUACAUUGCCAGCUUCAUCAGGGGCCCGAACCCCAGCAAGGUGAUCCAGCAGCUCCUGGCUCUGCGCAUCGACCAGCAGCUCCACAUCUUCAACUCCCUGAAGGCUCACCUGACGGAGAAGGGUUUCCUGCCGGCGCUGGAGGACGUCAUGGCCUAGACACCCCCCCCCCCCCCCCCCC
Molecule: messenger RNA, 1492 nt
Organism: Trematomus bernacchii (emerald rockcod)
Lineage: Eukaryota; Metazoa; Chordata; Actinopteri; Perciformes; Nototheniidae
Gene: cds2
Product: CDP-diacylglycerol synthase (phosphatidate cytidylyltransferase) 2
Exons: 13
Coding region: 139-1470 (443 amino acids)
Cellular component (GO): endoplasmic reticulum membrane
Molecular function (GO): phosphatidate cytidylyltransferase activity
Source: RefSeq, a predicted model, not a curated record